AUGGGCAGUUUGAUUGUAAUUUUGGCUUCAUCUGUUAGUAUUGAUGACUUCAUUGUUGAUUGUUUGAUCGUCGGUAGUUCGUCGGUAGUUUCGGUAGCUUUAUUGCUGGUUCCACUGGUGAAAGUUAUUCAAGAAAAUAUUCAUGUCAUUAAAUUUGAAUUCAUUGAAGAAGCUCUUCAUGCGGUUUACGAAGAUUUGUGA
Messenger RNA from Dentiscutata erythropus, 201 nucleotides. Lineage: Eukaryota; Fungi; Glomeromycota; Glomeromycetes; Diversisporales; Gigasporaceae. The record is from the annotation of a GenBank genome assembly.